GCAGCGUCGCCAGAGUGACCUGUUCCGGUCGCUGGCGGUCAGUGAGGCUGCAGCGGCGCCAGAGUGGCCUGUGCCGACCGCUGAGAGUCGGUGAGGCUGCAGCGGCGCCAGAGUGACCUGCCCCGGUCACUGGCGGUCAGUGAGGCUGCAGCGGCGCCAGGUUGACCUGUUUCGGCCACGAGGUGUCAUUAAGGCUCCAAUGGCACCAGGGUGACCCUGGUCACUCACUGGACAGUCGGCGAUGUAUGGACCGGCGUCAGAGACUUUCGACUUGCGAGGCCCGUAUUCACUCACGAUUAUGGGAUAUUACACCAACUACUUCACAUUCUUCGUUCCCGCGGCUCCGUAUCAGGACGACGAUGAAGAGAGCUCGGACUCCCCGCAGUCGCUCAGCGCGACGGCCAAACUUCGGCGUUGGGCCGCGAGUCGCGCCACCCAGCUGUGCUCGCGGGACACCCUCUACAGCACGCUGCCCGUGCUGCGCUGGGCGCCCAAGUACACGCGCGACGACCUGCUGGGCGACGCCAUAGCCGGCCUCACCGUCGGCCUGACGGUCAUCCCGCAGGGCAUCGCCUACGGCAUCCUGGCCGGCCUGCCCGCCACGUACGGCCUGUACAGCGCCUUCAUCGGCUGCUUUCUCUACUGCAUCUUCGGCUCCACGCGCGCCAUCACCAUCGGACCCACCGCCAUCAUGGCGCUGAUGACGCACGAGUACGGCUACCAUGGCAACCCAGACAUGGCCACCCUCCUGGCCUUCUUCACCGGCAUCAUCGUGCUGUGCUGCGGCAUUCUGCAGCUGGGCUUCCUCAUCGACUUCAUGUCCGCGCCGGUGGUGUCUGGCUUCACCUCCGCGGCCGCCAUCACUAUAGCAACGUCCCAGCUGAAGGGCAUCUUCGGCAUCAAAGUCGAGGGUGAAGGCUUCAUCAACACGUUCAAGGAAUUGAUCGAGAAGAUCAAGGAUACGAACGUGAAUGAUCUGGCGCUGGGCAUCGUCUGCUGCAUCAUUCUCAUCUCGAUGCGGGAGAUGAAGCGGGUCCAGGUGGCGCGGCCGGGCCGCCACAACAGCCGCACGCGCAACAUCCUGCAGAGCUGCAUCCGGUUCACCUCCAUCGCCAGGAACGCCAUCAUCGUGAUGACGGCCGCCGCCAUGGUGGCCAUCAUGCAGUCCCAUGGUCUCAUGCCCUUCACCAUGACCAAGUCCGUGAAGGCCGGUAUCCCGGCGCCGAAGCCGCCGCCGUUCUCUACCUUCGAUUCGGUCCACAACAAGACCAUGAGCUUCAGCGAGAUGACGUCGGCGCUGGGCGCCGGCCUCGGCAUCAUCCCGCUGCUGGCCGUCAUCGAGAACGUCGCCAUCGCCAAGGCGUUCGCGCAAGGCCAGCGGAUUGACGCCACCCAGGAGAUGAUCGCGCUCGGCAUCUGUAACCUGGUGGGCUCGUUCUUCUCGUCGAUCCCCGUGACGGGCUCGUUCAGUCGCACGGCGGUCAACAACAGCUCCGGCGUGCGCACGCCCUUCGGCGGCAUCUUCACCGGUGUGCUGGUGAUCCUGGCACUGCAGUUCCUGACGCCGUAUUUCGUCUUCAUCCCGAAGGCCACCCUGUCGGCCGUCAUCAUCUGUGCCGUGGUUUACAUGAUCGAGCUGGAGAUUAUCCGGCCUAUGUGGCGAAGCAGACGUCUGGACCUGAUCCCGUUCGCGGCCACCUUCUUCACCUGCGUGUUCUGGGGCCUGGAGUACGGCAUCGGCAUCGGCACGGCCAUCAGCCUCGGCAUGAUCCUCUUCAAGGCCGCCCGGCCCAAGGUCGUCAUCGAGGAGAAGAAGCUGCCGGGCUCGUCGCAGGUCUACAUCUACGUGUACCCGGACUCAGGCCUCACGUACCCGGCCGCCGAGCACGUGCGCGCCGUCGUGACGGACGCGGCCGUCAUCCACGGCAACAGCGUCGAGCCGGUCGUGCUCGACUGCAACAACGUGCGGUACUCGGACUUCACCUCGGCUGAGUGCAUGAACCUGCUGGUGAAGGAGUUCCGCGAGCGGGGCCAACAGCUGGUGUUCGUCGGCAUGAAGCGGAGCAUUCGCGGCUGCUGGGACGGCGCCGGCCACGCCGACGGCCGCGUCAGCUGCAUCACAAUCGCCGACGCCGAGCAACUCAUCGCAGAACACUGCAACGGGCCUGAGGUGAAGGUGGACGGAGCGGCGGGCGGCGACGUGGGGGCGGUGGACGCCACGGCGUGAUCAGCGCCAUCUCUGGGCCGCGUGCCGCAAUAUACGUACGCCGCGAGGUGGCGGCGCCUGUCUCGCCCGGCGCGGUUGUCGGUCCGCCCGCCGCCCGUUUUGUGGAUGUCGGCGCGGCGGUUCGACCCGUGCUGGUGUGGAAGGCCCCCUCCCCCCGCGGACCCCGCGCCGCGCGAGGUUGGUGACCUCGCGCCCUGUCGCACACAAGGGACCAAUGGUCGGGCGUUCUGUCGCGCGCUGGACGGAGGUGGCGCCGCGCAGCGGGGCAAGUGCAUCGUUUCAUCAUUGUAGACUGUUGGUGAAUUCGCAUACAAAGUAUUGUUGUUUGGGGUGCCGCUGGCGGGCGCCGCACUGGCGUUUUGUAUGGUUGUCGCGGUUUGGUGCUGUUCUGGCGUCGACGUACGGUGCCUUGUGCACGAGAUUUUCCUGUGACAUUAUCUUCUAGGGAGAGUAAUCCGAGCGCUGAUACGCUGACUCCGGUCUGGCGAGCCCGUGUCAGCCGAUGCUGAACAUGCGUGUAGUUUCAUAAUAACUAGGACGUUGUGCAGAUUAUAUAUCAUGGUUGUUGCGGUUAAUUGGCGUGGCCCUCGGGCUGCCAUUGGCGGUGGGGCACAUCGCGAGAAGUCUAGCUGUGGAAAUGUGGAAUGCUCCCUCCUAAGACCAAACCACUUUUGUGUUGAUGUGAAGUGGAGGGACCUUUUAGCUGCUUUUAACGCACGCGUGGUGCUAUAGUGGAGUCCGCUGAAAGGACAAGAACAAUUGUAUUGCUCUAUUCUUAAACUUGCUGUCGUUUUGAAGCGGCAUAACACUUCAAUACGUUUUUUGUUGUCUUAUGAAAUAUCAAUUGAUCGUUUUUAGCAUUGUUUUUGCAUAAUAAUGCACCUGCAUUCCCGUGAAUAGAAUAGUGCCGAUUCGUGAAAACACUCGCCUGUUUCGUAUACCAGUCGUUUCAGCAUAUUCUACUUGGUAUUGUGGACUUGGCACGCGUUGGAAGCGCUAUUGUUGAUCGAUGUGGACCAAUAUAAUCGUUAAUAAAUGGUCGCGGUCGACCUGUACCACCGA
Messenger RNA from Pollicipes pollicipes, 3289 nucleotides. Its product is annotated as sodium-independent sulfate anion transporter. The record is from RefSeq and is a predicted model, not a curated record. Lineage: Eukaryota; Metazoa; Arthropoda; Thecostraca; Pollicipedomorpha; Pollicipedidae. Gene Ontology annotation, biological process: transmembrane transport. Gene Ontology annotation, cellular component: membrane. The transcript has 14 exons. The coding region runs from base 242 to 2227 and encodes 661 amino acids.